AUGAAACCAGAUUUACGAACUGUUUCACUAAUCAAGGAACAGAAAUCGCAAGGCACAGAUACUAUUAAUUUGCAGAAUCCAAUAAAUUUACAAGUACCCAUUCUCCCUGAAAUAAAUUCUGAUAAUACUCCCAUAAAGAAUAUUUUGUCAUAUACCGAUGUGAACCGGCUAAAGGCUAAGAGCCAACCCGAUAAGGAGGAAGCUAAUAAUUCCGAUCCUAUACAAAUAACUUUUCCAUCUAUUGAAUCCCGCUCUGAUAAAGAAACUUCAAUAUAUAAAAUGAUUUUAUCUAAAGAAGAAAAGCAUGUGACUGAAAUUUCAGCGAACCAAGUUUGCUCAAAUAAUGAGACUUCAAUAACUCCAUCUAUUCCAGCUAUGCCCCAGUUACUAGGAUUCAAAAGCAUGCAUAAAGGUUUUAUGGUCAGUAAUAAAGUUGGGGAAAAGAAGGCAAAAGAUAGUUCUUCAGAUGAUUUAUUCGAAACUGAGGUAAGUAUACCUACUGAAUCAAUUCCUUUAGAUUUAUCCCAAGAAAAUAAUCAAGAUUCGGAAUUACCAGAAGUUGAGAUAAGUAUAACUACUGAAACUGAGAUACUGUUACGCAGACAAACAUCUCUGAUUAUUUGGAGUUUUAACUUGGAUCCCUCUAACAAUAGUGGGAAUAAUGAUGAUUAUAUGGGCGCGAUGUAUUCUGAUGAAGAUGAUGAAG
Molecule: messenger RNA, 706 nt
Organism: Dentiscutata erythropus
Lineage: Eukaryota; Fungi; Glomeromycota; Glomeromycetes; Diversisporales; Gigasporaceae
Source: the annotation of a GenBank genome assembly